Haliotis rubra (blacklip abalone) is the source of this 1654-nucleotide messenger RNA. Its product is annotated as mitochondrial inner membrane protease subunit 1-like. Gene Ontology annotation, molecular function: serine-type endopeptidase activity. The record is from RefSeq and is a predicted model, not a curated record. The transcript has 6 exons. Bases 178 to 654 code for a protein of 158 amino acids. Gene Ontology annotation, cellular component: mitochondrial inner membrane peptidase complex; membrane. Lineage: Eukaryota; Metazoa; Mollusca; Gastropoda; Lepetellida; Haliotidae.
UAAAGCGACUAACAAAUUAUGUCCCUUCGUUGAUGUAAUCGUUGUGAUGUUCAUCAUGAACAUAAAAUCAGGUUCAUCAUUUGAAUGCAGAUAAAUUUCAAACUAACAACUAUGUAAGACCCAUGUAGUUGUUAAGGGUGACCGUACAGACAGGAUGACAUUGUUAUAGAAUAAAAGAUGUUCCGACGAGUGUUGGGGAAAUCAGCUGGUGUUCUGUUCUACUUUGUACAGUAUGGAGCAAUAGCCCAUUGUGCUCUGGAGUUCGGUGGUGACUUUGUGGUGUGUAGUGGACCAUCAAUGGAACCAACAAUACAGAGUGGGGAUGUUGUCCUCACAGAACACAUCAGCACUUACAGGACCUUAAUACAAAAGGGUGAUGUGGUUAUAACUCGUUCCCCUGUGAACCCUCACUACUUCCUAUGCAAGAGAGUGGUUGGACUAGCAGGAGACAAUGUAUUUAAUGGGACAUCACAGACAUUCAAGAGGAUCCCACCUGGUCAUGUAUGGUUGGAAGGAGAUAACAAGGAUAAUUCUUCAGACUCCCGGGAAUAUGGACCAGUUCCUUAUGCUCUCAUCAGAAGCAGGGUUUUCUUCAAGAUCUGGCCCCCGAGGAAGAUGGGAACACUUACCAUGAUGCUAGAUCAAAACAGAUGACCCCAGCCAAUGUGUUCCAUGACAUGCAGCCUUAGAAAUUGUUUUUUUAAGACUACUCCAGGGGACUAGUGGAAACCUUAGUUUACUGAUCCCCAGUGACUAUAGCAAGUCCUGCUUGAAUGAGGCAAAAUAUUUACUAAUGUCAGAUCAAUUGAAUUGUUUUGUAGCAAAACUAAAUCAUUGUGAACUGGUUCAGAAUUAUGGCCCUCAACUGUUAUUAUGUCCCCUAUAUCUACAGGACUCAUAUUUUAGUAAACCUACAUUCUCUUAACGUCUUUGAGUGGCAUUUAGAAGUUGGUGUGAUAAACAAUGGGGAGAGUUCUAAGGCUAUAUAACUUCUUAAUGAUUAAUAUCAGCUCAUUAAGGGAUUAGUAUAGAUUUACCAGAAUGGUUUAUUGAAAUUUUUAAACUUAUCCUAUCUCACGUCUAAGAAGCUGUCCAGGAAGGAGAGCAGUAUGGAGUGUUUGGGCGAAUGGUACAAGAGAGGCCAUAAACUUUGUUUACAGUUCCUUUCCACUCAGGUGUCGAUCAUGAGUGAGAGAGUAGAAUAAGUAUUUAAAUAUACAAUUUAUAUUUAAAAUUUAAAAAUUGAAUUUUCUACCAGUCAAUGAGAACAACCAUCAUUGGAUUAUAACUUGUUGUCCAGAAAGUUUAGUCAAGAGCUGGUGUGAUAGUGAAUUACAAAGGCUGACAUACCUACAGUAGAAGGAUGAAUAAUGACUUUGUAAUUUUGGUUUACUGUAUACUUACCAAAUGUUUUGACAUAUAUCACAUAUACACUUGAUUCAUCAUACCAUAUAUAUCGCGAUAUUGGACAUGGGUGGUCCAGUUGUCUGAGGCACAGCUAUUUGCUGUGCAGAGUUGCCUCCCUUGGAUGUCCCAGAAACCUGUGGUUGUGGGUUCGAUUUUCAGUCUGAUAAUGCAUUGUCUCAGGGAAUUUUGAGAUUCACCCAUUUCAAACACAUGAGUCUGACAUUUUUAAUAAAUGAAAUCAAAAUAA